Molecule: messenger RNA, 3784 nt
Organism: Echinops telfairi (small Madagascar hedgehog)
Lineage: Eukaryota; Metazoa; Chordata; Mammalia; Afrosoricida; Tenrecidae
Gene: RBM12B
Product: RNA binding motif protein 12B
Exons: 3
Coding region: 464-3235 (923 amino acids)
Biological process (GO): regulation of RNA splicing
Cellular component (GO): ribonucleoprotein complex; nucleoplasm
Molecular function (GO): RNA binding
Source: RefSeq, a predicted model, not a curated record
GGCCUGGCGCGAUCGGCGGAAGCGCUGACUGGGAGCGUGGAGCAAAGCUUCGGGCCGGAGGACCGCUGCCUGCGGAGGAGCCGCCCCGGAGGAGGGUGGAUGUUGGGGCAAAGCCUGGACGCCCCCGACCGUGGCUGCGGGGCAUCAUCGCGGUGUCGUCACGCCUCCGCGCUUCAACUGUCUACAGUCUUACUGUCUUAGGGUCGAUGAUUUGGGGCACUGGCAACUCGUCUUUAAAAUCCGAUUGCGCUGACAUCCGUACGUCCAAGAGUCGCAAGACCACGAAAAGACUUCUUUCUCUCAGCAAGCCUGAGAAAUCAAUCAAAUGGCCCUGCGAUAAAUAGUUAAACGCCGCCUCCUUCAACUGGAAGAUGCGUGUUUCACUUAAUUAAGUGGAUUUUACAGAAUUAACAGGUCUCCAAGAAAUUUUAAAAGGUCAUUAUUGCUGUUGUUUGAGCUCAGCAUGGCUGUAGUCAUCCGUUUACUGGGGCUUCCUUUUGUUGCGGGGCCUGUGGAUAUCCGUCAGUUCUUCAAGGGAUUGACUAUUCCUGAUGGAGGAGUGCAUAUAAUUGGAGGGGAAGUUGGGCUGGCUUUUAUUAUUUUUGCAACAGAUGAAGAUGCAAGACGUGCCGUAAGCCGUUCGGGAGGACUUAUCAAGGAUUCUUCUGUAGAGCUCUUCCUUAGUAGCAGGGCAGAAAUGCAGAAGAUUAUAGACAUGAAAAGAACUGAUCGUACAGGAAGAGAGCGACCAGGAUCUGGAGGAGCAAGGGCUGGAACAAUGUCUAAUUUUGUAGGGGAAAUUAAGGAAGAUGCAAAUAACUCUGGAUAUUCAGAGGCUGAGUUUCAUGCUAAUGGUACAGAACGUGAUGAUUUAAAGUCAAGGACACGGCCAGUGAGAGCCAAAAAUCCUUACUUAUUUCUGCGGGGUUUGCCGUACCUAGUAAACGAAGAUGACGUACGUGUCUUUUUUGCUGGUUUAUGUGUGGAUGGAGUAAUUUUCUUAAAACAUCAUGAUGGCCGAAAUAAUGGUGAUGCCAUAGUAAAGUUUGCUUCAUGUAUUGAUGCUUCAGGAGGUCUUAAAUGCCAUAGAAGUUUUAUGGGUUCAAGAUUUAUAGAAGUAAUGCAAAGUUCAGAUGAACAGUGGACUCAGUGUGGUGGGAAGUUGGAUGCCAUUCCUUCUGAAGAACAUUCUCCACCAAGAGGAAUUAGUGAUAGACAUUUUCGAAAGCGGUCACAUUCAAAAUCUCCCAGAAGAACUCGUUCUCGUUCCCCUGUUGGAAAUUAUGUUCACUUAAAAAAUCUGUCUCUAAAUAUUACCAAGAGAGAUAUUAAAAAUUUCUUUAGAGCUACUGAUCUGAGUAACGAACAGAUUACUUUCUUAUAUAAGGAUGACAAAAGGACACGGCAUGCAUUGGUGAUGUUCAAGACGCUGAGAGACUUUUAUUCUGCUCUGGCUUUACAUAAGACUGUUGUACAGUACCGUCCUGUUUAUAUUGACCCAAUUUCUAAAAAAAGAAUGCUGAAAUUAAUGGAAUAUUAUGACAUGAAAAAACCAAUAGAGAAAGAGAGACCUGGCCAUGUCUCUCAGAAAUAUUCUCAAGAAGGCUAUCCUGGUCUAAAGCUUUGCAUAUAUAUAAGAAAUUUUCCAUUUGAUGUCACAAAAGUUGAAGUGCAAAAGUUUUUUGCAGAUUUUUCUCUUACGGAUGAUGACAUUUACUUGUUUUAUGAUGACAAGGGAGUUGGUUUGGGCGAAGCAUUGGUGAAAUUUAGAUCAGAAGAAGAAGCCAUGAAAGCUGAAAGCUUAAACCGGCGAAGAUUCUUGGGGACAGAGGUAUUGCUGAGACUUAUAUCUGAGGCACAAAUGCAGGAGUUUGGUAUAGAUUUUCCCAUGAUGUCCGAUGAGAAUAUGCAAGAUCGUUCACAGUCACAUGGUAGAGAUGACCAUUCCCAUUCAUUUGAUUCAAAAGAACCACUGGAAUAUUCAGUUGGGUCUUUUGAAAACUUUACUAGACAUCAACUGGAGGACGAGAGAAACCUGGACAGCUUCCAGCAUCCCCAGGAAGAUUUCAGAGAACCUGCUAGGCACCCUUUAGAAGACUUCAGGCACUCGCCAGAGGACUUCAGGUGCCCUCCAGAUGAUUUCAGGCGCCCUCGGGAGGAGCGCUUCAGAAGGCCUGAGGAUAACUUUAAGCGCCCUCGGGAGGAUGACUGGAGGCGAUCUUCUGAAGACUGGAGGAGGCCAUUCAAGGAGGAUUUCAGACGUCCUCCCAAGGAUGACUGGAGGCAACCCCUUGAAGGAGACUAUAGACGACCACCUGAUGAAGACUGGAGAAGACCACCUGAGGAGGACUUCAGGCGAUACCAUGAGGAGGACUUCAGGCGAUACCAUGAGGAGGAUUUCAGGCAUUCUCCUGAGGAGGAUUUCCGGCGCCCACCCCAGGAGCACCUCCGGCACCCAUCUCAGGAGCAUUACAGGCGCCCAUCCCAGGAGCAUUACCGGCGCCCACCCCAGGAGCAUUUCAGGAAGCCACCCCAGGAGUACUUUCGUCGGCAACACCAGGAAUACUUCCGGCGGCCACCCCAAGAGCAUUUCCGGCGACCACCCCAAGAGCAUUUCCGGGGUCCCCGAGAGGAAGAGUUCAGAUACCCACCAGAUGAAGACUUCAGGGGCCCUUCGGAUGAAGAUUUUAGGCACCCUCCUGAUGAGGACUUCAGGAACCCCCGGGAAGAUUUCCCAUGUCCAUCUGAUGAAGACUUCAGGCAGCUCCCCGAGGAGGAUCUUGGGGGACCACAGGAGGAGGGUCCCAGACUAGCUGAUCAUUUUAGACCACCUGGUGAAGAGUUUAGGAACGCACCUGAUGAUUUUAGAAGCCAUCGCCCUUUCGUGAACUUCGGUCGCCCGGAAGGUGGCAAGUUUGAUUUUGGAAAGCGUAAUAUGGGGGGUUUUCCUGAGGGGAGAUUUAUGCCUGAACCAAAAUUAAAUUGUGGUUCAGAUAGAAUAACUCCUGUUAAGAUAAUGAAUCUUCCAUUUAAAGCGAAUGUUAAUGAAAUCUUAGACUUUUUUCAUGGCUAUAAAGUCAUACCAGAAUCCGUUUCAAUACAGUAUAAUGAGAAAGGAUUGCCUAUAGGGGAAGCCAUUGUUACUAUGAUAAACUAUAAUGAAGCUAUGGCUGCUAUUAAAGAUCUAAAUGAUAGGCCAGUUGGCCCACGAAAAGUUAAGUUGAUUUUGCUUUAGGGAGCAUUUUAAAAUUCAGAAAUAACCUCCCAACAGUAUUGAUGCAGUAAGUUGUAUUUUUUAAGUGUUUAUCUAAAGAAAAACAUUUCUGUUUGAACUGUGAAUAGAACAAAUGUAAAUAGUAGAAUGUAAUCCUUAGGUUUCUUUUUGCUUGCAAUCUACCAAACACAUUUUCUGAUUUAAAAGUACGUACAUUUUCCUUAGGAGAAUUUGAGUUCAUAUCUGAUGUAUUGGAUAAACCUCAAGAUUUGUACAAAAUAGUUGUAUAUAAGGAAGAUAUGUUUUAUAUUCGUUUUGGUUCCUAUUCUGUAGUCUACGACUUUUACUCAAACUAAGAAAAUGGUCAGUGAGUAACUGUUCAGGCGUGGCAUUCUCAUUGCUACCUGCCUUCACCCCUUUUUGGGAUAUUACUGUGUUUCUUCUGUUAAAGUACAUGAUAGUUAAUUGACUGUGAAUCUGUUAUGUGGGGGGAAAGAAGCUUUGAAGAUGUUACAAUUUCCAUGUUCAUAACUUUGCAAAUCUUUGUAAAAAUAAAAACUUGGAACUGAA